Cornus florida is the source of this 10002-nucleotide messenger RNA. RefSeq names its product serine/threonine-protein kinase ATM. The transcript has 79 exons. Gene Ontology annotation, molecular function: protein serine/threonine kinase activity; protein binding. Lineage: Eukaryota; Viridiplantae; Streptophyta; Magnoliopsida; Cornales; Cornaceae. Gene Ontology annotation, biological process: DNA repair. The coding region runs from base 555 to 9674 and encodes 3039 amino acids. The record is from RefSeq and is a predicted model, not a curated record.
UUGUAAGAAAUGAUGAUUUUGUGACUUGAACCCAUCAUCAAAUAUUUAGGGACAUUGCUAAUAAAAAAUUAGGGAAAAAAAAUACAAACUUGCAAAGAAAUUUUAAAAAACUAAAUAAAUAAUAUAAAAAUACACACACCAAAAAAAAAAGAAAUGCCACUUUCAUAGUCACUGCUAAAAAUUGUCUACAGUUCUUGCUUAUGUGACAAAAGUUAUUUUCACGAAAUUUUUUCUCUCGUAGGGGUAAAAAAAAAAAAAUUUCCUCAUAAAUUUAUUUAUUAUUAAUUUUUGAGAAUUAUUCCUCAUAAAGACCUCCUUUGUCUAAAGAGAAAAAACCCUCGGAGACUCAUAUGCUACCCUCCUCUCUCUAUCUCUAAUUAUUAGAGGAGAAUCUAAACCCUUCACAGCUCCCGCCAAUUCUCACUCUAGAAUCACCGUCGCGUAAAAACCCUAACCCGAUCGUCUUCGAGACUUCGACCCUCCAAGCACUCAUAAUACUCAAUUUCUCUCCAAAUGUCACUAUCCAACUCUUGAAAAUCGAAAACAUUACCAAAAUGAAUUUAGUCACUUCAAGAGAUGUUCAAGAGAUCGUCUCAAUGCUCUCAUCCGACAAAGCCAAAACUCGAGAAGAAGGGAUUAAGUUGUUGAGUACCUGGCUGGAAGGUGAAAGAUCAAUUGGCUUUUGUAGAUAUAUUGGCCAGAAAACUGCAAAGCUUAAGCCUAACGAGAUACCUCACUCUGAAACAUGGCCUUUUCUUAUUACGCUGCUCACUCAAUGCAUAUCCCUGGAGAUAUCUGCAAGCAAGCGGCGUUUACCAAAGUUAAUUUUUGCUAAGACUCUGCGAAUUGUUGUUCAAGGAGCAGAUGAUGCUAAGUUUUCAGGAAAGAAUUUUCUUCUGUUAACUGUGGCCAAACUGCUUUUUAAUCACAUGUGGGAUGUCAUAAAAGAUGUCCCGAGCUUUCAGUCCGAGUAUGGAAUUAUUUUACGACAUAUUUUGAGAGAUUAUCGAUUUCAUAUGAGGAAGCGGGUAUAUUGCAGUCUGGUGCUUCUAUAUAUGGAAAAGGUGGAAACAAGCUUGAGUGGCAGUAGUGGCAGUCAAUCUAAUCCCAAAGAGGAAAUCUUUCGCUGCAUUCUGACACUCCAUUCGCUUCUUGAAAAUCCUCCAGGAGAUUUUCCAGAUAAUCUUCGAGAAGACAUUGUGAAGGGGUUUGUAGGAAUAUUCUCUUAUGUAAGGGAUGAAGGGAAGAUUUCACGUAAGCUAAUUGAGUGCAUCAACACAUACUUGUUAAGGGAUGGUCCAAAUUUGGAUUCUCAUUCCUUGGAAAUCCAUGAUGCUGUGCAGCAGUUUGUGUUCCGUUGUUGGAUAACAACCCACGACCGCGGUCUAAAGGAUGCACUUAUUUUAUAUGCAAGGUUACAAUUAAAUUUAACUAGGGGUGCUACUGAUGGGAGUGCUUUGGUAGAACAACUUCUGGAUGUAGUUGGCAAGGAACUAGAUCAAAUCAAUAUUUGUUGCACCAACCUGCCACGGAGUGAUACGACCAAGGAUGACAAGUGUGGAACCUUAACAACCUCACAGUGCAGUUUGGUGGAGCUAGCAGCCCUAAUCUUUUAUCGGGCUUGUGUUUGUAAAUUAAAAGCACCAUCAACUGGAAAACGAGCCAGAAGGGAGCAUGCUGCUGCAUAUCUAAAGGAGGGGCUCACUAAAGGAAAAUGGUUAUGGAAUGCUGCGUUUUGUUGUCUCAUCCGUAACUACUGUACUCGCAUCAGUAAGGAUCUUUUCAUCUACUGGUUUGAAGGAAUAUGUGCAAGCUUUGAAAGAAUAAUAAAUGAUGCUAAUAUGGAGCAUGCUUAUGAUGGGUUGCUGUGGACAUUGAGGUGUCUGCAGGGUCUGUCUUCAGUGCUGCUGCUCCCAUCUUUGAGAGUGGAGAUUUCACCAGGUUCAUCCUUCAUCUCAAAAGAGUUUGACAGAGGUUGGCAUACAAUAUGGAGCUGUCUAAUGCGCGGAUUACCUAUAUUCAGUAAUGUCUCCCCAGUUGUGGAUACUGCUUUGAUGCUCCUCAGGGACAUAAUUUUGAAUGACCCCGCGAAUACAUUUGUUGUACCUCAAGAUGUAUGGGAAAUUCGGUUGUUCAAGCGUUUGCCGUCAAUGUCAGUUUUGUGCUUCAUUUCAAGUUAUUUCUCAAGAAGAGGAUCUCAAGGUGAUCUUCGUGACAUUUUAUAUCUCCGACAAAAUCUCUUAAGAGCAGUUUUAGCUUUACUAAACAGGAAGGAGUGUCCAUUGUUGGAUGAGCGCAUGGUUGUAUUGUUGCCAGCAGCUGUUUAUGCUCUUUGUGCUGGUUGUUCUCCUUUCCCGCAUAAUCACAAAGGACUUUCCCCUUCAUACUUGUUUGUAGAUGUUCCUGAACCCGCAGAUGAUCGGAUUAAGGCAGAAAAACAUGAGUAUGAAGCGUCAUAUGAAUUUUUUGAGUGCUCUGUGGAAGUUCUUGCAAAAAUUGAUCUUCGUUCUGGAACUGAGGUUCCCGAAUCACAAUGCUAUCAGGCUGUACGUCUUCCCCAUCAGUUAAGAGAUCCGCUGCUUCAUGAAAUGGAAAGCAGUAUUCUUGAAGCUAUAGUGGACAGGGAGAUUGAAAAGAUGCUUUUGUCUGAUGUUUUUUUUAAAUGUGCUCUCUUAUCUAAUUUCAUGUUCAGCUCCUACAUAACAAGGGUAGAAGAAGAAGCUUCAUCAUUCCUCACCAAAAUGGGCCACUGCUUGUUAAAAUUGUUGGAUUGUGCUAUGUCUGGCAUUGAGAAAAGUUACAAAGAUAUGAGAUGUGGUUGUUUGGGCUCUGGCUCUAUUUUUGAUAGCACGAGCUUCAUCAUAACUUCUUUUGAAAGUUUUGUUUGCUCUCCUCUUUUCAAGAAAUGGAGAGACCAAAAUGUUGAUGUCAUACUCAACACAGCAAUACUUCAAUCCAUUGAAAGGCUUCUAAAGGGUCUUUCAAAACUAUAUGAAGAAUGUUCUGAUUGCACUAGGACUCUUCAGUCUGAUAUAGACCUGUCAGACUUAUCUUCUUCUGACACUUCUGUUCGAAAUUCUUAUCCAUUAAAUAGCAGUAAGAGUAUGAUUAUGGACAUGGAAUUGGAUGUGAAUGAGGAUUCUAAAGAUGUUGAUAUUUUAUCUGUCAGUGGAAAAAUUUCUACUAGCAUUUCGGUUUCUGCCAUGAAGUGGAAGUUUGACAUUAUAUCUCUAAUUUCAAGUUCUUUCUCAGUUCUACCAGUUGUUACAUGGGAAAUCUUGUUCAACCUAAUGAAAAAAGAAAAUGAUCCAAGGGUGCUUGAGAAAAUUGUAUUCAAUCUCUGUCAACAUCCUCACUGGUCCUCUCCAAAAAAGUUUAGAGACUUGGUUAUAUCAAUCAGUGAUAUGGUAGAUAUGCAAGCAAACCUUAAACUCCAGAAUUUAAAUAUACUAGCUGCUAUUUGUGUUUUGCAACGGACCCUAAUCUCCUUGGAAAAUGUUGGGAAGGAUAAAAAUGUUGAUCUACCUUCAAUGGGGAUAGUAUCUGAACAGAGUUUGACAUCUCUUGGCGAUCUGGUCAACCGAGUUGUGGAAAAUGAUCUUUUUGAUUGGUUUGGUCGCACCAAGUUGAUUGAUUGCAUAUGCAAUCUCAUAUUACUCAGACCUCAAAUUGGUCAGACCAUGAUUGAAAAGCUGCUCAUGAUGCUUCGGGAUCCUGAUUAUCGAGUUAGGCUUUCCCUGGCAAGAUGGAUUGGCGUUCUUUUCCAAACAUGGGAUGGGCAUGAUGAGCUCUUCCAGGAUAUAUGUUCAAAUUUCAGUUCAAAGUUGGUUGUUUCGUCAAAAGGAAAAACUGUCACAGCAAAGGAGGUCCUAGCCAUUGGUCCUCAGCCCCGUCCAACAUUGGAAACCAUUAUUAUUACUCUCAUGCAUCUUGCAUUUUUCAGCGAGAAGAUAGAGCUGGAGGCUGUUUUUAUGAUGUGUGUGAUUUCAGCAAUAGAUCCCUGUCAGAGGGAAUUGGUCAGUGCUGUACUUGAUAAUCUGUCAAGACAACUCAAGUAUACUACCAGGUCAAAGUACUUGGAGGAACUCAUUGGAUCAAUUCUCUUCUGUUGGGUUGCUUGUGGUGUAAGCUUAGUUUCACUUCUUGAGAUAAGGGAUCUUUUUGUUUCGAAUAUGGAGCCUAACAAUUUUGUGAAGUACUGUUGCCAUUGGCUUCUUCCAGCUCUAGUUUUGCAUGGUGAUACCUCCAACCUAAACUGGGUUGCUAAGGUUGCUGGUCAAUCUUUGGCAGUCCUGGUUAAAAAUCAUUUUGUGCCAAUCUUUUCAGUUUGCAUGGCUUUGCAUUGCAGUAAGAAGUCCGGGUGGGAAAAAGGAGCAGUGGUACUUCAGAGUUCAAUAUUAAGAACUGCUGAGAUAUCUGAGAAUGAAAGAGACAAACUCAUAAAGAAGCAAAUGGUAUCAAUUGUUAGCCACAUUCUGUCUCUUUCUUCUUGUGCGUCAGACCCUGCACUUCCCUUCUUUUCUAGGGAUGCCAUUGUGCAUGCAAUUCAAACAGUUGUAGAUGGAUUCUUGCAGAUCGAGGACUGUCCUAGGAGCUUCAGUGUCAUUGACAAGAUUAACAUUUUCCGCCCAGAUAGAGUAUUUAUGUUUAUAGUAGAAAUGCAUUACAAAGUUACUGCAGCUGUUCAUCAUCGGCACAAAUGUCAUCGGUUGGCUGGAAUUGAGGUGCUUAUUAAUGUUCUUGGGCACAAAGCUGCAGUUUCAAGCACGUCAAACUAUCUCUUCAACGUAGUGGGGCAAUUCAUUGGUUGUCAUGCUUUACAAGACCAAUGUUGUCGUAUUAUUUGUACAUUGCUCAAAACUUUUAGAAGCAACCCAUCAAAAGAAACUACUGGUGUUUUAGGCGAACAACUUCAGUUUUUGGUGUCUAAGUUGGUUGCUUGUUGCAUUCCCUCUGAAUCUAGUGUUGAACUUUCUUCUUCUCAACCAUCUCAAGUUUUAUCUUUGCUUCAUCAGCUGACUGUGGAUUCUGAUCCAUCUCUCUAUGACUACAUCAAAGAACUGGAACCUUUCCCUGAAUUAGAUAUAUUUGAUGGGAUACGGAAGUUCCAUCAUGAAUUAUGUCAAGAUUAUUCUGCAAGAGAUCACUUAUUGAAGUUUGUGAGGAGAUCUUGCUACCUUCCACCGCGAUUACUUUUAUGGAGUCUCAAAGCAUUGCACAAGAAGUUAGUCAUGGGGGAAAUUUUCCACACACAAAAAAAUACAGAAGAUACAUUUCAAGUUACAUAUUGGCAACGUGACCUUGAAAUUGUAAAUGCCGUUUGGACGCUAGUGGAUAUGUGUGGUUUGGAUGAUGCAAACAGUUUUAGAGCAUUGCUUUCUGAUUUUAUUUCUCGGGUUGGUAUUGGGGAUCCGCAUCGCGUUGUUUUUCAUCUUCCUGGAGAGUCUAGUCAUAUACAUGUUUGCCGGUCACUUAAGCUUGACAGUGCAACAGAAAUCAGUUUUCCAAUGGAAACUGGCUUAUCUGAAGAACUUUUGAUUUCGCUAAUGCGUCUUUUGAAGAAGUUUCUGAUGGAUGAUUCCGUAAAAAUAAUUGAUGUGACGUCACAAGCUCUACGGGGGAUACUAUCAACUGAAAGGGGGCAUAGAGCUUUGCUAUCAUUUGAUUCUUAUGAGAGAUCCCUUAUUGAGGUUCAUUCCAAAGGUAUUAAUAUAGAGCUAGUAGGGAGCUUACUGUUGGAUAUAGAAAGAAAGUUCAGUGCUGAAGCAAUUUCGUUGGAGAAGUCUACUAUAUGGGAGACUAUUAACAAAAGUUUUGAGACAUGGAUUUGUCCACUUGUUUAUGCUCUUAUUGGCUAUUGCAAUGACGUGAUUCUAAGUUUAUGUCAAGAUAUUGCAUUGCUGAAAGCUGAAGUUGCGGAGCUUCUAUUACCAAAUGUUCUUGUCAAUCUAGCAUGCAGGAAAGAUUUGGCUAUUGACCUGGGCAGAUUAAUCUCUUCGCAGGUGCGGGAAAAUAUAUUUACAGAGUCCAAUAAAUUGUUCAAAUCGACUCAGGUGAUCUUGGAUGCACUUAAUGAACUCCGACUAUGUUAUGUCAUGGAAAGAGGUGCUUCAUCUUCAAUUCCACUCAAUCGAGAAAGUUCAAUGUCUGCUAAGCCAUCUAGUUAUGGCUCCAAAACUCGUUCCACCUCUGCAAAGGCAAGAGAUUUUACUGCUACAUCGACUAUGUUGGUAAUGUCAACGUCAGUGUGGGACAAGGUUUAUUGGCUUUCCAUCGAUUAUCUUGUCGUCGCUAAGUCGGCCAUCAGUUGUGGCGCAUACUUUACUGCAGUUCUCUAUGUGGAACAUUGGUGUGAAGAGCAUUUUAACAGCCUUACAUUGGGGAGCCCAGAUUUUUCCCAACUUGAUGUCCUGCCUCGCCACAUUGAAAUAUUAGUUUCGGCAGUCACUCAAAUCAACGAACCUGACAGCCUGUAUGGGAUUAUCCAGUCACACAAGUUGACCUCUCAAAUCAUUACAUUCGAGCAUGAGGGAAAUUGGAGUAAAGCUCUCGAGUACUACGACUUACAAGCAAGGUCUGAUGCAGUGGUACAAGUGGAAGGAUGUUCCAAAAAAUUCUCUCCUGAGCAUUCUCAAACGACAGGUUCUCUAUCCAUUUACAAUUCAGAAGAUAAGAUUAAGCAAAGGAAACCAUACAAAGGGCUGAUUAGAUCUUUGCAGCAAAUUGGCUGUACUCACCUAUUGGAUUUGUAUUGCGAAGGAUUGACUUCUCGGAAAGACCGAUUAGAGCAUGAUUUAGAAUUUACUGAACUUCAGUAUGAGGCUGCAUGGCGGGCGGGAAACUGGGAUUUCUCUUCGCUUUAUGUGGAAGCCAAUUCUUGUGCGUCUAGCCAAAACAUUAGAAGUGAUCAUUUCAAUGAAAAUUUGCACAGCUGUUUGAGGGCAUUGCAAGAGGGAGAUUUCAAUGAAUUUCAUACAAAAUUGAGAGAUUCAAAACAGGAGCUUGUGCUGUCCAUCUAUCAUGCAAGCAAAGAAAGUACCGAAUACAUCUACUCAACGAUAGUUAAGCUUCAGGUCUUUUAUCAUCUUGGCAUGGCAUGGGAUUUGCGUUGGAUAGCUUCUUGUGAAAAGCUGAAUUCUUAUACAGAGAUGCGAAGUUCGUUAUCUGAACCCGUGAUCCCUUCCAUGGACCAGUUGUCAUGGCUAAAUGUGGAUUGGAGCUGCAUUUUGGAACGAGCACAACUGCAUAUGAAUUUGUUAGAGCCGUUCAUAGCAUUCAGAAGAGUCGUACUUGAAAUUUUGAGUUGUACGGAUUGUACAGUGCAACAUCUUUUGGAAUCUGCAUCCACUCUUCGCAAGGGUUCUCGAUUUUCUCAGGCUGCUGCGGCAUUGCAUGAGUUUAAGUUCCUCAGUGCUGGAACAGUAGAGCAACAUUCUGACUUGUAUUGGCUUGGAAGGCUUGAAGAAGCUAAGCUUUUGCGUGCACAAGGUCAGAUUGACAUGGCAAUAAACCUAGCAAAAUAUAUCUCACAAAAUUAUCAGUCAAGUGAAGAGGCUUCAGAUGUAUAUCGAUUAGUUGGAAAGUGGCUUGCAGAAACUCGAUCUAGCAACUCGAGAACUAUAUUAGAAAAAUAUCUGAAACGUUCAGUUAUACUUGCUGAGGAUCACAAGGGGACAGACAAGAAGUCCAUUGCAAGGCAAAGCCAAACACAUUUCCAUCUUUCACACUAUGCAGAUGCCCUAUUUAGAAGUUAUGAGGAAAGAUUCAACUCUAAUGAAUGGCAAGCAGCAAUGAGAUUAAGGAAACACAAGACAAAAGAGUUGGAAGCACUCAUUAGGCGGUUAAAAGGUUCAUCAAAGGGAGAGAAAACUGACUAUUCAGUAAAGAUACAAGAGUUGCAAAAGCAACUUGCAAUGGACAAAGACGAGGCUGAAAAAUUGCAGGGUGACAGGGAUAAUUUCCUCAGCGUAGCACUGGAGGGAUAUAAAUGUUGCUUGGUCAUAGGUGACAAAUAUGAUGUAAGAGUGGUAUUUCGACUGGUUUCCUUGUGGUUCAGUCUUCCUUAUAGACAAAUAGUCGUAAAUGGCAUGCUCAGCACUAUCAAAGAGGUUCAGUCUUACAAAUUUAUACCACUAGUAUACCAAAUUGCUUCACGAAUGGGUAGCUCAAAAGAUGGUCAAGGACCUCAUAGUUUCCAGUUUGCUUUGGUUUCUCUUGUGAAGAAAAUGGCUAUUGACCAUCCGUAUCAUACAAUCUUUCAGCUUCUUGCUCUGGCAAAUGGUGAUCGGAUCAGGGAUAAGCAGCGUAGUAGAAACUCAUUUGUGGUGGAUAUGGACAAAAAGCUUGCAGCGGAAAACCUCUUAAAAGAAUUAUCUUCAUAUCAUGGAGAUAUUAUCAGACAGAUGAAACAAAUGGUGGAAAUUUACAUCAAACUUGCUGAACUAGAAACAAAGAGAGAGGAUACCAAUAAAAAGGUUGCUCUACCCAGAGAGAUUCGUAGUCUUCGACAGCUUGAACUAGUACCUGUAGUGACAUCUACUUUUCCGGUUGAUCGUAGCUGUCGAUAUCAUGAAGGCUCUUUCCCACACUUUAAAGGAAUAUCAGAUUCAAUCAUGGUAAUGAACGGUAUAAAUGCUCCAAAGGUGGUCGAAUGCCUAGGUUCUGAUGGUAACAAAUAUCGACAACUAGCAAAAUCUGGAAAUGAUGACCUGAGACAAGAUGCUGUAAUGGAACAAUUUUUUAGUUUGGUUAACACUUUCUUACAGAACCAUCGGGAUACAUGGAAAAGGAAAUUAGGGAUUCGUACAUACAAGGUUGUUCCUUUUACCCCUAGUGCUGGUGUUCUUGAAUGGGUAAAUGGCACUCUUCCUCUUGGUGAAUAUCUUAUUGGAAGCAUGAGAAAUGGAGGUGCCCAUGGACGUUACGGAAUUGGAGACUGGCCAUUUCCCAAAUGCCGGGAACACAUGGCAAAGGAACAAAAUAAGCGCAAGGCAUUUCAAGAAGUCUGUAAGAACUUCAGGCCUGUUAUGCAUUAUUUUUUCUUAGAGAGAUUUUUACAUCCAGCUGAUUGGUUUGAAAAGAGACUCGCUUACACACGAAGUGUGGCAACUAGUUCAAUGGUUGGUUACAUCGUUGGACUUGGUGAUCGACAUUCCAUGAAUAUCCUAAUUGAUCAAGCCACUGCAGAAGUUGUUCACAUAGAUCUCGGUGUUGCCUUUGAACAAGGGUUGAUGCUCAAAACACCUGAGCGUGUUCCAUUCCGACUAACAAGAGACAUCAUAGACGGUAUGGGUGUUACGGGAGUGGAAGGAGUUUUCAGAAGAUGUUGUGAGGAAACUCUCUCUGUUAUGCGGACAAAUAAAGAAGCACUGCUAACCAUUGUUGAAGUUUUUAUCCAUGAUCCUUUAUAUAAGUGGGCUCUAUCACCUUUGAAGGCUUUGCAACGUCAAAAGGAAACAGAUGAUGAUUUGGAUACAAGCUUGGAAGACUCAGAAGACGAGUAUGAAGGAAACCAGGAUGCUACACGUGCACUGAUGCGUGUCAAACAAAAGCUAGAUGGAUAUGAAGAUGGUGAAAUGAGAAGUGUACAUGGGCAGGUUCAACAACUUAUACAAGAUGCUAUUGAUUCCGAUCGUUUGUGUCAUAUGUUUCCUGGAUGGGGAGCUUGGUUGUGAUAAAUGAUAAAUCUCAAGUCACAUUGGCUCUCGAGUCUCAAAUAGCACCCAAUCACAUUGUAAAGGCGGCUCUUUUUACUUUUACGUUUUUUUUAUUUUUUUUUUCUUGUAAUUUUUGUCGAGUGUUUUCCUCCUAUGUUGUUUGAGGAGCAAGGGUUGGGUGUAUUUGAUGAUGUAUAUAUGAUAUAUGCUCCUUUGUGAAAUGAUCCGUGUAAAGUUGUAUAGAGGGGAUUAUAAUUUCAAGCAGGAAUGGAUAAUAUUUGUAAUAUUUUUUCAGUCAUAGUAGUCAUAAUCAAGGGAGAGGCCUUUGUGGUGGUGUUUGAGUUGA